Messenger RNA from Formica exsecta, 609 nucleotides. RefSeq lists its product as uncharacterized. Lineage: Eukaryota; Metazoa; Arthropoda; Insecta; Hymenoptera; Formicidae. The record is from RefSeq and is a predicted model, not a curated record. The transcript has a single exon. Bases 1 to 609 code for a protein of 202 amino acids.
AUGAGGAACGCCGGCUGGGAUGCGCAAUAUGAUACGACUAACGCAAAUGGAUACUUCAAUUUUUGCGUACCGCUCUACAUGUUAUUGGGAUUUUGCGAGGAUUACAGACGCGUGGUGAUUAACGCUCGUCACGAGUUGAUCUUAAUACGAUCGCGCAACGGCAACAAUUGUCUGAUAGGAAAUUUGGCACUGAAGCCUGCGAUCGACAUAUUCAAGAUACAAUGGCGAAUGCCGCACGUGGUAUUGAAUGAGAUUAAUAAGCUGUCGAUGCUGCGCGCCUUGGAAAGCGGACAAUACAUCAGCAUAGAUUUUCGCUCGUGGGAUCUGUACGAAUUUCCGCUAUUGCAUCGUACAACCAAACAUUCGUGGCCCAUUAAGCCCGCGACUCAGCUGGAGAAGCCGCGAUACGUUGUCUUUGUUCUGCAGACAGGCCGGAAGAACGUCAUGUUCGAGGAUUCGAGUCGAUUCGACCAUUGCAAAUUGACCAACGUGAAACUCUAUCUGAACUCGGAAUGUUAUCCGUACGACGAUAUGAAUCUAGAUUUCGAUAAAAACAGAUGGUCGAUUCUGUACGACACGUACCAGCGUUUGACACAUGGGAAUCGCUAA